Lonchura striata (white-rumped munia) is the source of this 1269-nucleotide messenger RNA. Lineage: Eukaryota; Metazoa; Chordata; Aves; Passeriformes; Estrildidae. The record is from RefSeq and is a predicted model, not a curated record.
AUGGAUUUGGGGAUUUUUUGGGGUGCCCCCAGUGCUGCCGGGGCCCCCCGGAACGUGUCGGUGUCGGCGGGGGGAGGGGAUUUUUGGGUGCUGCCGGGGCCCCCCCGGAACGUGUCGGUGUCGGCGGGGGGGGCGCGGGGGGAGCUCUGCGUGCGCUGGGCCCCCCCCCCCGGGCCCUACCUGGCCUCCAGCCUGGUCUUCGAGCUGGCCCUGAGCCCCCCGGGGGGACCCCCAAAAACGGUGGGGGUCCCGGCCGGGCGGCGCGAGCAGCGGGUCGGGGGGCUCCGCGCCGGGACCCCGUACUCGGUGCGCGCCCGCGCCCGGCCCGACGGGCUCAGCUACGGCGGCUUCUGGAGCCCCUGGUCCCGGCCCGGCAGCGCCUCCACCGCCCCCGGUGAGCGGACGCUGCGGGCCAAGCUGUGGCCGCCGGUGCCGGGCCCCGAGCGCGAGUUCGAGGGGCUCUUCAGCGCCUACGGCGGCAACUUCCAGCUGUGGCUGUGCCAGGCUCCCGGCUCUCCCCGCGCCCCCCCCGCAAUGGAGGCCGAGGAGGCUCCGGACGAGGUGGGGGAGGGGCCGGGGCUCGCCCCCCCCGCCGAGCCCCCCCCGGAGGGGGCGGAGCCUCGGGCGCCGGGCCCCUCCCCCUCGCCCAGCUUCGAGUACACGCUGUUCGAGCCCGGCCCCGCCCUGCUACGCCCCGCCCCCCGGCCCGCAGGACACGCCCCCUGCCCACCAGGCCACGCCCACUGUGUCACAGGCCACGCCCCCUGCUCCUCAGACCACGCCCCCUGCAUCAAAGACCACGCCCACUGCUCUCCAGCCCACACCCCCUGCACCCCAGACCACGCCCCCUGCCCUACAGGCCACGCCCCCUGCUCCUCAGGCCACGCCCACUGUCCAGCCGAUCACGCACAUUGUCCCCCAGGCCACGCCCCCUGCCACACCGACCACGCCCCCUGCUCCACAGGCCACGCCCCCUGCUCCACAGGCCACGCCCCCUGCUCCACAGGCCACGCCCCCUGUUCCACUGACCACGCCCCCUGCUCCACUGACCACGCCCCCUGCUCCACAGGCCACGCCCCCUGCCUCACCGACCACGUCCACUGCUCCCCAGGCCACGCCCCCUGCCCCACUGACCACGCCCCCUGCCCCACUGACCACGCCCCCUGCCCCACUGACCACGCCCCCUACGCCAACCUGGGCCACGCCCACAAGGGGGCGGAGCCCAAGUGGGGGGCGGGGCACGCCCACCAUUACGUCAUCUGCUCCUGA